Messenger RNA from Culex quinquefasciatus (southern house mosquito), 5626 nucleotides. RefSeq lists its product as uncharacterized. The coding region runs from base 358 to 5112 and encodes 1584 amino acids. Lineage: Eukaryota; Metazoa; Arthropoda; Insecta; Diptera; Culicidae. The transcript has 2 exons. The record is from RefSeq and is a predicted model, not a curated record. Gene Ontology annotation, molecular function: protein binding.
UAGAUCCGCCCUUCCAGUUGUGGAUCAGUUCUUAUUCCUAAAAUGAACUUACCUUUUAUUUAAUAUGUUCACAAGAUACGGUUUCGGGCUUCUGAUUCUAGACCUCCGGGCACGUUUGUUGUUGUUUGGUCGAGGUGCCAAUUUUUAUGUCCUGAAAUGAGUCACAGAAGUUGAAAACCCACCGUGCUGAGAUCAACAUUGUUGGUAUUUCAAAGGUGUAUGCAUCAAGAGCAAAAAAGUGAUCGUUUAAUUGAUUAAACGGCAAAGUUUGAGAGGAAAACAGCAAAAAAAAAAAAAAAAACUUUAGCGACCAACUUUUUUUUUUUAAUCAAUUAAACGAUCACUUUUUUGCUCUUGAUGCAUACACCUUUGAAAUACCACCGGGAAGAUCCGGACAAAAACAAAAUAACAUUGGAACAAGUUUACGACACUAAGGUUGAAACGAAAAAUCAAAAGAACUUCUUAAAUUUGUUAACAAAUUUUAAUAACUACUUAGACAUAAGGAAAAAGUUCAACCCCUCAAACACUGCCGGAUUCUUCCAAGGGAGCUUCGAGGAGAUCGACAUAGAACUUGCCAUUUUCACCAAUGCAAAAUGCGAUUUUACUCCUUCAAAUCAAGCAGAACUAAAUCCGCUGCUCAAAACAAACGACGAAGGAAGGGCUUUUCAAAUUGAGCCAAGCGUUGAAAUGAUUGAAAUUUUAAGCAAAGACACAAAAACGAGUGAAAUUCUUCAAAAUGAAGGAAAAGACGACAAUGAGCAAAAUUGUAAAUCGAUCGUUGAAGAUUUUUUCAAGUCAUAUAAAAUUUACUACAACCAAGUAAACGAAGAAGAAGUGGCGGAAAUCACUAUGAAGGAAAUUGGCACUGAAGAUCCAGUUUUAUAUCUAAUGUAUCAUGAUUCGAUGCAGCAAUAUUGGAAAGAUAAGAAUGAGGUUAAAUUUCUCACAAAAGAGUGCGAUUUUCUAGAAAAAGCCAAACAGAAAGUGAUCGAACGACCGAAGCUUACAAAUCUCACCGAAAUUGGUUUCAAAUCAUCGCAGCGAUUUGAUUUGGAUUUCAGCGCAGAGUCAUUCCAAGAGCUUGGUUUCGAUACAAUUCUAGCUGACAAACGAAUAAUCAACGUUAGCAGCACAGUUCCAAUACUGAGCUAUGCUAAAAUAUGCCAACAUUUGAAGCUUAAAUUUAAACUAUCACUUGCCAUUGUAGAUUUUGAUCUAGAUGGAGUUGAUAGUGGGGAAAUUUUAUCAAUGUUUUUAAAAUCAAACGAAUUCAAAUGUUUGAUUGUGCGCAGUUCUAAACAAGUUGCAGAGUUGAAACAAUCCCAACUGGGAACGAAACUGGCCGAGUGUGGAAAAUACAUCAUUUUGAUCAGUGAAGCUGCGUUGAUGUCGGGGUUGCCUCAAGUACAAGAUUUGAGAAUUAAUUUUGCGGAUCUCACGACGAACUGCCAGAGUUUUUUGAUGGAUAGUAUAGCCAAUUCAAACAAAAAAGGCCAACUCGCCGGGGAAGAAACUAAAGCUUUACAGCCUCUGGAAGUGAACACGUUACUUCCAUUCAACAACAAAAUUAUUUCAUUCCAGGGCAGACUGAUAAAAUUUGUUGAUCUCAUUCGAGCAUCUGAUAAGAAUGGGUCGAAUGACCCUGACAGAUUAAUCACUAGAGCGAUCUGGCUACAUUUGCUUGGAAAUAAUUUUUGUGAAAUAGUGCCUUUAGAAAGAAAGCAAGUUCCAUAUUACAUCGGUCGUCGUUUUAAACGGUUGAGAAAGGUGAAAAAUUUUCAAAAUCAAGAAAAAAUUGUGAUCGUUCAAAAUGAUUGCAUAACUGUGAUGUCGGAGUCGGAAUUGGAACCGUUGCGAGAAUCGGAGUCAAAAUAUCUUAAAUUUACUGACUUUAUGGCUUUGAAUAGUGAAAAUUUCGAAAAAACUCAAAAAGAUGUUGUGAUAAUCUCAGAAACAAAAGAGCACUUUGAUGAGAUUUGCUCUCGUCAUCCAUUACGCAAUGUUCACUGGUUCAAGCAGCACGAAGAUCAUUUUUUAUGGCAAUGUUCUUUAAACAGUGUCGCAAAACUGCGUGAUGCAUUGCAGUACGAUGAUGAAGAGUUUCCUUUGGAAAAUUUUGAAUCAUUUCCCGAACCAGUGAUGAUCAUAGCUGAUGAACCUGGAAUGGGAAAAUCCACCUUGAUGACCCAACUUGAGCAACAAAAGGAGAUUUCCAGUCUUUCGAUGGUAAUUCGAAUCAAUUUAUUUGAUUACACUUCAAUAUUUCAAAGCAUGAAAAACAAAAAUGUAGAAUUUGAAGAGGUAAAAAGUUUCUUGCUUAAUGUGCUGCAAAUGGCCACGCCAAAUUCAAACAGUGAGAAGAGGGUGUUUGAGCAAGUCUUGUUUGAAAGUUUCUUGAAUCAUAAAAAUUUGGUUCUCUUAGUUGAUGGAUUUCAUGAGAUAGCUCCCAAUUAUGUCAAACCAGUCUUAAAUUUUCUAAACACUGCCAAAGAGCACGUUAAGAAGCUGAUAGUUACAACACAUGACAACAGUGCAAAGAGUAAACUUGAAAGCAGUUUGAACGUUUUUGCGCACUCGUUUGUUCCAUUCACAGAAAACGAUAUUCGUAACUUUUUGGAAAUGUUUUGGAAAACUAAUCUCACAGACGCUGAAUUGAACCAAGCUCGAUUCGAAGAAUUUGUGACUGCAAUGUUAGAAGAGUACACGCAAGCCGAUUUUAAUGGAAAAAGCUUUAUAAGCACUCCUUUGCACAUUGAAAUGAUUGCAACAUGUCUUCAAAGUUUGUUAGAAGAUUACAUUAAAACUGGUAGUUCUGACAUCUUAAAGAAGCUUAGAAAAGAAUUCAAUUUGUGUUCUUUAUACGAAAAUUUCAUUAAUAUAAAGUUUAAUAAUAUUUACCUAGAGAAGAACUUGAAAAUUCAUCCAUCUGGAGUGAUAUGCACUAAAUAUAAAAUCCAUCAGUUUGAAGAAUCGCAUACAAGACUUGCUUUGUAUGCCAUAUGUGAUGAGAAUAUUGUAAAAAAAUUACUUUCAAAAGAAGAGUUUUAUAAAAUCAAAACAGACAUCGAAAAAAUAGCAACUGGGAAGGAAAAACGUGGUUUCGUCAGUCGAAUAGUGGAUGGAAAGCCACAUUUCACUCACUUAACAUUUGCCGAGUUUUUUGUCGCAAAAGCUGUCUGGAAAUGGCUGAAACAUUAUUCGUCUGAUCAGCAAGACGUAGCAAAAGUUUUUCUGGAGAAUUUAAUUAGAAACGAUGAACGACACAUUUGUCAACUUAUUCAUGAUAUUGCACUGAGUGAUUCUACUCAAGCGGAAAAUGCAACAGAUUUAGUGGAUCUGGUUUUAGGUAAACUUAAGAGCAGUUUUUUGAAGAGGCAAAGUUGGACCAACGGGAGAAAUUCUUCCGAUUAUUUACUAAGUGUAGUGGAACAUUGUUUGAUUAAUCCCCCUGACGCAAUGCUUAAUGCAACAUUUAAUUUGUUAACAGACGAUGAAAAAUUUAAACUUUUGAAUUCUUCAGCCAAGAUGGGUUAUUCAAAGCUAGUGCGUAUUUUAGCCACUCAAUUAGGGACGGAUUUUCUCAAGAAAGCUUUUUCUGAAAGGGGUGAAUGGGAAUUUUCACCGCUGUACUUGGCUGCCAGCAAUCAUCAUUAUGAAAUUGUAAAAUCUCUUGUGAGGGAUUUUCACUUCGAUGUCACAUGGCUUGAUGAAUGUGGAGAUUCUUUUUGUUCCUAUUUGCUUCAACAUGAGCAAUAUGGUUCAAUUUUGAACCUCAUCAAGAUAGGACUCUACGAACUUGGCAAACCAUACUUUAACAACAAAUGGCUUCCCUUAUAUGAUGCACUGAGCCUCGGAAAAAUACCGCAGAAUGUAAUUGAAUUGCUGCUGGAAGUCACAGACGUUGACUUUUUCAAUACAAAUUAUGUUUCCAAAUUCAAUUUUUAUUUGCUCCGUUAUGAUCUGUCAUUGACUAAAAAGUUUUUGGAUAGGGGCUUUUUUCUUAGACAGUCCAUAAUCAAUUUGCGUGGAGAUCAAAUCAUGCCUGUUAAUUUGUUUAAAUGUUCAUUUAAUGGUGAUUACAAAUGUGAUGCCUUCAACCGAGUUUGGAUCGACCGAAUGCGUUUUUUGUGUGAAAACGGCGUUGGAUUCGAUACGAAAUUACCAACAAGACUUACAGAAAUUCAUUGCAUUUUGAAGCUAUUCAAAAACGCAUCAUUGGACAGGACCGAUUGGAAAAACAAAUUAUUGAAAGGUUUGAUAACCAGUGAAAAGUGUAACAGAAUAUUUUUGCGUAUCGAUUUGUAUAAGAUUCGUUUGGAUUUUGAGGGUAAAACUAUUUUGUUAAAUGAAAUCAUGAAUGAUAUUGCUCAAGAGAAAAUAAGGCAACGCUGUAAGAAUGGAUAUGAGUCUAAUGAAAUAUCGAGUAAGGAAAAAAUUUUGCGUGUUUUAAAUUUGGCUUACCUCUCCAAAACUACGGAUCAUGUGAAAAAUAUUGUUUCAGAAGCAUUUAUUUUUUUGUCAGGAGAUAAAAUUGAAGCACUUUUAAAUGUGGAAUUGGGAAAGGAAUUCUUAAAUCCAGCAUUGCACAAAGAAAUAUCGUCAAUUCUAUCAAAACUCAUACAUUUCAUGACAGAUUUGUGCACGAAAUGGCGCAACAUUAUGGCUGCAAUUGAAAAUGACGAUCUAGAUGGAAUUCGCGUUGAACUUGAAAGCCUUGAUUCCAAAUUGCGCAAAACGUUAAUAAAUAGUUGGGACGAUGAAUACGGAUCCCCUUUGCAUUUUGCUGCUUAUCGUCGUAAUUAUCAGAUAACAAAGUAUCUUCUUGAGAAUGGAGCCAAUCCAAACAGUAGAACUGAUUUCAAUUGCACACCUAAAAAAAUGCCAUUUGAUGAAAAUGUCAACAAAAUAAUAAAACGAGGGGCAGUCACUCCAAUGUUCAUCGCCGCAGCCAAAGGUGACUUGCCAAUAGUUAAGUUGCUACACGAAAAAGGAGGUUGUAUUAAUGCCAAAACUUACAGCAAUGGGUACACACCUUUAGACGUAGCAGAAGCUGCUGGCCACUCUGAUGUGAUUGAGUAUCUAAUUGGAAAUGGAGCUGAACGACGUGAUUAACUUAUCCAAUUAAUUUCUGAACGCGAAUCUGACCCUGAUUUCAACUGAUACAGUCUUUUUGUUCGAUUUGAUACAGAAAGUAAAAUUGAACUUAAAUUGCCGAUAAUCACAAAAUAAUAUUUUUUUGGUGUAUUUCAGUUCUUUUUUGAAUUUAUUUAUUUCAGAAAAAUGGUCAAAAGUACCACAAAAUAAAAUUUCGUUGCAUGAUAAAUUCAAAGAAAGAUUUUUUUUCUAAACUUUGAACGAAGCCUUGAUUUAUCGCUUUCCGUAAAAGAUUCCUUGAUCAGAGUUAAAGGACAAACUUUAAAAAAUUGCCUUGGGCUAAACCUUCCAAAGACAGAAAACAUCUGCAGUACCCAGAAAAAACUAUUGGAGGUGCAAUUUAUAGUGUGUAGAAACUGCUAGUAAACAUACGUUUUAAGAUAAAUUGUAUAAAAUUGCUAAGACAGAUAUUUGUUUAAGAGGUCUUAGAUUGUAAGUAGCUUUAUAAAUAAAAAAGAAAACCUGUAAAAUA